CGGGUUUUCCUCCGCUCCCUUUUAGCCAAUGUAGACUCACCUGGACCCAGUCAGAGCUCUGCAUCCUGGGGAGCACACAGGUCUGGUGUGUUGGAGAUUAAGAAUGGCGUCGUCUGCUCUAGGAGACGAGCUGAGCUGCUCCAUCUGCCUGAACCUUUAUACGGUGCCGGUGUCGCUGAGAUGUGGACACAACUUCUGCCGGGAUUGUAUUGCGACUGCUCUGGAUACACAGGAGGGGUCCGGAGUUUAUUCCUGUCCGGAGUGCAGAGAGGAGUAUGUAGAGCGCCCUACUCUGGAGAAGAACAGGAAGCUGUGUAACAUUGUGGACAACUUCAGAUCUACACAACAAGAGGAGGAGAAAAGUGAGAUCCUCUGUACGUAUUGUGUGGAUUCUCCAGCGGGAGCUCUUAAGACUUGUCUACAUUGUGAGACUUCUAUGUGUGAUAAACACCUGACCGCCCACAACAAGACAGUGGACCAUGUGCUGGUGGAGCCCACCUCGUCCUUCCUUGGUAAAAAAUGCUCCAUCCACAAGAAGCUUCUGGAGUAUUACUGCUCUUACGACGCUGUCUGUCUAUGUGUGUCCUGCUGUCUGGUGGGAAAACACAAAGGACAUGAAGUGGAACUUCUAGAUGAGGCUUUGGAGAAGAAGAAAAAACAACUGAGAAGUAUUCUAGAAAACAUUACUAUGAAGAAAGAUACAAUUGAGAUGAGAAUUCAGAAUUUACUGGAACGCAAGAGUAAAGCACAAGAAAAAGCAGAUGACGAGAAGAAGAGGGUCACUGCCCUGUUUGAGGAGAUCAGGAGACAGCUGGAGGUCCAGGAACAGAGAGUCCUGAGUGAGAUCUCCAGGCAGGUAGAGGAGGUCUCACUGUCGAUCAAUGAUCUCAUAAAACAGUUGGAGAUCCAGAAUGAAGAACUGUCUAGGCAAGUUGGUCACAUCGAGAAUCUGUGCAUCAUGACUGACCCAAUAACUGUCUUACAAGAUCUUAAAUCGGAUACUGAUGAAGUCCUUCAAGAUCAGGAAUUGGACACGGAACAGAAUUUGAAGGAAUCUUCAGCUUGUGAUCUGGAUGAUUUUAUGAUUGCUCUUGCGUUGAACCGAUCUAUAACUGGUCUUAUCACUGUUAUGCAAUUACAAACCAACUUCAAUAUACAUUAUGCAACAGAUCUGCUAUUGGAUAUAAAAACCGCCAAUAAAUUUGUAGUUUUAUCUGAUGACCUGAGAACAGCAUCUGCUACUGAAACACAACAGAUUAGACCACCAUCACCACAGAGGUUUACAUUAUACAAUCAGGUGAUGAGUAUAGAAAGUUUUUUGCAUGGGAGGCAUUACUGGGAAGUAGAGGUCGGAGACUGUGGGGAUUGGGAUGUGGGUUUUUGCUAUCCCAGUAUAAAGAGAGCUGGAGAGAAGUCUAGUAUUGGGUAUAAUAACAAGUCCUGUCGUUUUGGCAAAAAUGAAAACCAGUAUUCUUGUACAAAUGACUUUCGGAAACAGAUGUUAUCCCCAGAGUCUCCUGUGAAGAGACUGGGAAUAUAUUUAGAUUAUGAAGGUGUCCGUAUGUCGUACUAUGAGCUGAGUGACUCCAUCCGACACCUCCACACCUUCACCAGCGCCACCACCAAACUCGUAGAACCCCUCCAUGCUGUCUUCUAUCUGAGUAGGGGAGCCUGGGUAAAGCUGGUCUCUCCAGUGUUUUCUAUAAAACCAUAAUUUUAUUCCUUUCCAUUUUUUCCUUUCCCUUUUCUCCCCUUCUUUUUCCUUUCCCCUUCCUCCCCUUCUUUUU
Messenger RNA from Rana temporaria (common frog), 1787 nucleotides. RefSeq names its product E3 ubiquitin-protein ligase TRIM39-like. The coding region runs from base 104 to 1714 and encodes 536 amino acids. The transcript is spliced from 2 exons. The record is from RefSeq and is a predicted model, not a curated record. Lineage: Eukaryota; Metazoa; Chordata; Amphibia; Anura; Ranidae. Gene Ontology annotation, molecular function: zinc ion binding; protein binding.